This is a messenger RNA of Pleuronectes platessa (European plaice), 1100 nucleotides long. RefSeq lists its product as uncharacterized. The record is from RefSeq and is a predicted model, not a curated record. The coding region runs from base 72 to 347 and encodes 91 amino acids. Lineage: Eukaryota; Metazoa; Chordata; Actinopteri; Pleuronectiformes; Pleuronectidae. The transcript has 3 exons.
GCCUCGGAACGUGACGGGACGACAGCUCUGCAGCCAGGAUUGCCGGAGGCCGGAGGAGCAAACAGCCGAAGAUGAAGAGCGCGGACGAGUGUUUGUCCAAGAAGAUUGUCUGCAACGGCAAUGGCGUUUCAGAGCUGGAGGCAGAGGUGUUAACAAGAAAACACGGUGCUCACGCUGGAAAGCACACGAUGACAAUCCCGCGGAUCAUCCUCACUCAUCCCUCUAUAUCAGAUGAAGAUGCAGAGCUCUUGACACAGACACCCGGCAGAGAGCCGCUGCAUGACUUUGACCUUCCUGACAGACACGUACACCCCGACUGUUUCGACAGCGCUUUCUUCCCACCCUGACCUUAGCGCCCAACUGUGGACAUGAAGGACACAGACUAUUAUUACCAGGAUCUUUUGUUUUUUAAUAGCUGCAGCAUUUUCAGAGACGUGUUCAUGGAAGGUUCAGCGUGAGGACAAACUGUUGGAAUGUUUGUUUUACUGCCAAGCAAAACUUUAUGUCUGUCACACUCAACUGCUGCUACUAGUACUUGAUGUUAUUAAAGAUGGGCAGAUUUCUGAAUUUAUUUUUAUGGCAAGAACCAAGAACCGAGUUUUGCCUACUACAGAGAACAGUAGAGCAUGACCAGACUGGUCUCUAAUGCAGAAAUAAGAUGCAUGACAUCAUGUUACACACACUCAAUUAGACGAUGAAUGCCGCUGGCUGCUUCUACUUUACAUUGUCGUGUUGUAAGUUGUGAAUGUGAUGUCAAAUGCCCGUGACAAUGUGAAGCACAGGAACUUUUUUUAAUUGUCUCCGCUGACAUCAAAUGUCUAAUGGCUGAACAGAAAGCACAGCGGGGAGUCCAGAGUCCUGAGACCGAGGGAACUCCGCUCCACAUCUGCUGUUGCACCACUUCACACUCAUGAGAUCAGACACUCUGCACAAAUGUUUGUGAAAGACAAACACUGGAAGAUUCUAUUCUCUCGGAUCCAAAGCCUAGAAUGUACAAACUGUAGACGUCGAUACCCGCCCUGUGUUAGUUCACAGCUUUUUCACAGAAAGAAGAGUUGACUGUUCAGUGUUUUUAAUAAAGCGAAAAUAUAUUGUUUACC